CGCGGCGGGCUCCCCGGGCCGGCGCAGCCGGGGGCGCCCGGGAGGAGGGGGCGCGGCGGGCGCGGUCCCCGCCCCUGCGCGCGCUCGGGCCCCUCCGGCGGGGCGCGCGGCUGCAGCCCGGCUGGGCGCUCCCGGCUCCCCGCAGCCCGCAGCCGCGUCCCGCACGCCGCCCCCCGCGCCCGGCCGGGCAUGUAGCAGCGGCAGCGGCGGCAGGCGCCGCGGCGGAAUAUGGGCGGGCACCACUCCCACAAGCCCCCCGUGUUUGACGAGAAUGAGGAAGUCAACUUUGACCAUUUUCAGAUUCUGCGGGCCAUUGGCAAGGGGAGUUUUGGAAAGGUAUGCAUCGUGCAGAAGCGAGACACUAAGAAAAUGUACGCGAUGAAAUACAUGAACAAGCAGAAGUGCAUCGAGAGGGAUGAAGUCCGGAACGUCUUCCGGGAACUCCAGAUCAUGCAGGGGCUGGAGCAUCCUUUCUUAGUCAAUCUGUGGUACUCCUUCCAGGACGAGGAGGACAUGUUCAUGGUGGUGGACCUGCUCCUGGGAGGGGACCUGCGCUACCACCUGCAGCAGAACGUGCGCUUCACGGAGGCGACGGUGAAGCUCUACAUCUGUGAGCUGGCCCUGGCCCUGGAGUAUCUGCAGAGGUACCACAUCCUCCACAGAGACAUCAAGCCAGACAACAUAUUGCUGGAUGAACACGGACAUGUUCACGUCACAGACUUCAACAUAGCAACGAUCGUGAAAGGCACAGAAAAGGCUUCCUCCAUGGCCGGGACCAAGCCCUACAUGGCCCCAGAAGUGUUCCAGGUGUAUAUGGACGGAGGCCCCGGGUACUCGUACCCCGUUGACUGGUGGUCCCUGGGCGUCACGGCCUACGAGCUGCUGCGGGGCUGGAGGCCCUAUGAAAUCCACUCGGCCACGCCCGUCGAUGAUAUCCUAAACAUGUUCAAGGUGGAGCGUGUCCACUACUCCUCCACGUGGUGCAAGGGGAUGGUCGCCCUGCUGAAGAAGCUCCUGACCAAGGACCCCGAGAGCCGCCUGUCCAGCCUUGGUGACGUUCAGAGUGCACCCUACUUGGCUGAUGUGAACUGGGACGCCGUGUUCGAGAAGGCACUGACGCCCGGCUUUGUGCCCAAUAAAGGGAGAUUGAACUGUGAUCCCACAUUUGAACUUGAAGAAAUGAUUCUCGAGUCCAAGCCACUUCACAAAAAGAAGAAGAGGUUGGCAAAGAACAGGUCCAGGGAUGGCACUAAGGACAGCUGUCCUCUGAAUGGACACCUUCAGCAGUGCUUGGAGACCGUGCGGAAGGAAUUCAUCAUAUUCAACAGGGAGAAGCUGAGGAGGCAGCAGGGGCAGAGCGGCCAGCUCUUGGACCCGGAGGGCCGAGCUGUGAGCCAGGCCCAGGGCAAGCUCCAGGACGGGUGCAACAACAACAUUCUCGCCCACGCCUGCUCCCGGGGCUGCAGCAGCUAAGCCGCCACGUGCGGCUGCCCGGCGGGACUGCACACAUCUCUGCCCUGCCCACCAGCAGCCCGUCUCCAUGCCACAAUGGUCCCUAUCUCACCCCUGACAACAUCAGAUGCAGAGAGAGCCCUGGGCUCCUAGUAGGGAAGCCAGAGUUCUGAUCUCAGCUGCCCGACUGAUUCCCUGCGCGACCUUGGACAAGUCUUGCCCUUCCUGUGCCUCAGUUUUCUGCAUCUGCCAAAGGGGUUCAGCAGCUCUCCACCCCACCUCUAAUUACAAGGUUAUUGGGAGAAUCCAUUUGGGAAGCAGACAUCCAAAACCUUUGAAAUUUAUAAAAUUGUUUAUACACGCAAAAUAUACCCUGAUAUUUGAAGUGUACUCCUACCUCCCAAAGCAAUUAGAGCAUCACAACUUUGCAAUUCGGUCCAUCCUGGCUCAUUAGACAGUACUUUUGAAGUGCAGCCCAACGGCACAAGAAACAUGUGAUGUGUCUGCCCUUCCCAUGGAAACACCAUUCUCGGAUCCUGGAGCAAAACUUAAAGUGUCUUCAUUUGCAUUCUCUGCCUGGCCAGUCCUGACCUGAGGUGGCGCGGCCUGCAGCCCAGCCUGGUCCCCCGGGUCUUGGUGCUGCAGAGGCACUUCUCCCUCCUUCACUGAUGACUGUCCCCUCUCUUUUAAUUUCAGCAGGCCCCGCCCCCACCCCACCCCUGGGGCUGGGAUGGCGAGUAGAUGCCCAGUCAGAAGGUCAAGUCACUGAGCAUCGGCCACUCCUGUAGAAUGUCAUCAGAGUCCCUCCCAAAACCCAGGCCCGCAGCAGAACUCUCAGUCUCCAUCCCCUUCCAGGAUUUCUUUCCUGGAAGGGUAUAAAGUGGUCUCAUCACCAUUGUCUCAAAGAGGGUCCCCAACUGCCAUUGACGGGGCAGCCCCAUCUUGAUAAAUCAGGAAGCAUGCAUGUUUAGAAAGUUUAUUCUAAGAGGACACUGUAAACAAAACAAAAAACAAAUGACGUGAUGAUCUAUUCAGGGAGCACUUUGCCUUUGAAUUGGGAGAUGCUGUGGCAUCGAGGAUGAAGCUUAGACUUGGAGGGGGACCUGUGUUCAGAUCUAGCCCUGCUCUUUACUAAGCGGGGACCUUAGCAAAUUGCAUAAUCACCUGUCAGUUUCCUCGUUUUAUAGUGAAGACAAUAAAACUAACCUUGCAGGGUUGUUAUAGGGUUAAUAACAUCCUGUGUGGAAUGCACCCAGCACAUACCACUCACUGAAUGGUAGCCAUCUUUUCUCAGCAGCGUCAUCAUCAUUUGGAGAAAGUUUCCCAAUUAACUCAUUUGGCAGGUCAGUUUUCUGUAGAAACAAGCCUGGUGUUUAGGAUUCUUUGACCUUUUCUUCCUGGAGUCUUCGAUAUCCGUAUAUCCCUGUUAAAGUUCAAUUGUGUGUUUAUUUUUUUAUCCAACUUCCAAUUUUCACUUUUUACAUCAUAAAUCAAUCCUUGGGGCUGUCAAUGUCAUCUCUUAGAUUUCUUAAGAGACAUUUUAAUGUACGGUGUGUUUUUAUAUUUUUAUUUAAAAAACAAAAAGAAAUCGUUAUUGUUUUCCUCCUUUGAACCGAGGCUAUGUCUAGACUGUGUUGUCCACAGAAGUCUCCUUGUCUUGCACACGUUUCAUUCUUCAUUCCCCGUCGGCACCGUCCUGUCCUCUCCAGGAAACAGCGGGGCUGCUUCUCUCUCCACUGUGACCCUGGCAGCACUUGGAAUUUCUUGCUGGGCUGAGUUCACGAAUGAGGGGUAGGAGCAGGAAGUAGCCCGAGAGAUGCUGGAUUUCCUGGCUCCAUUCAAGUAGGCGGUGUUCCUUGUUCAGAAUAAACUAUUUCUUGGA
Diceros bicornis minor is the source of this 3334-nucleotide messenger RNA. It is a transcript of the gene STK32B, whose product is annotated as serine/threonine kinase 32B. The record is from RefSeq and is a predicted model, not a curated record. The coding region runs from base 229 to 1473 and encodes 414 amino acids. Gene Ontology annotation, molecular function: G protein-coupled receptor binding; ATP binding; G protein-coupled receptor kinase activity. Gene Ontology annotation, biological process: G protein-coupled receptor signaling pathway; regulation of signal transduction; protein phosphorylation. The transcript is spliced from 12 exons. NCBI's taxonomy places the organism in Eukaryota, Metazoa, Chordata, Mammalia, Perissodactyla, Rhinocerotidae.